AUGUCUGAAUUAUCUCUCCAUGUACGACUUCCGACAUUUUUUUUAAUAACUUUUUCUCUUUCUUUCUUGAUUCCUUUCUUUCUUACUUACUUUCUUUCUUUCUUUUAUUUUUUCUCUACGCUUCUUUUUUUAAAUUACUUUCCAUCGUUUGUGACUUCAUUUAUUUUCUCUCUUUUUUCUUUCAUAUGUUUGUUUUCUGUUUCUUUUAGAAUUUUUCGUGUUUUUUUUCUCUUUUUUCUUUCCUUUCUUUCUUUGUUUCUUUUUCUCUUCGUUUCUUUUUUUGUUUGCUUUCUGUUUCUUUUGUACUUUUUCCUAUUUUUUUCGUCCUUUCUUUCUUCCUUUCUUUCUUCAUUUCUGCGAUUCUUUCUUUCUUUCUUUUCAAUUUUCCUUUUAGUUUUCGUUUUCGUCUUUUUCAUUCUGUUUAUUUUCUCUUUCUUGUCUUCGACAUUUUUUCGCUUUUUGUUUUUCAUUCUGUUUCAAUAUUUCUAUCUUGUUUACACCAUUUUUUUCUUUUUUUCUAUCUUCUUCCUUUCAUUCUUUCAUUCUUCCUUUCUCUCUUUUUUCUUUCCUACUUGUUCGAUUUUUCCUUCUUUCUUUCUUUCUCCAUUUUUGGCUCUUGGCUAUUUUCUUCCUUUCCUUCUUUUAAUUAAUUUCCACUUUUCCUCGUUUCUUGCUUUCACCAUUUUUUUUUUGACUUUUUGCUAUCUUUUGCCUUUCCUUCCUUCUUUCUUUUUUUUUCUUUCUUUCUUUCUUUCUUUCUUUUUCGAUUUUUCUUUUUUAAAACUUCAUUUUUUAUCUCUUUUUUUCUUUUCUUACUUUCAAAGCAUUUUUAUUUUUUAUUAUCCUCCAUCACUCGCUCUUCUCCAUCACUCUAUCUCUAUCUCUUAUUUUUCUUUCUCUUUUCUUUGCCUGCUUAUCAUUUCCCUAUACCUAUCAUUAUUCACUCACUCUCAUUUCACCGUUUCCAUCUAUUCACUCUUAUUCCUUUUCUCUUUAGAUCUUACUGUUUCUCUCUCCUCUUUUUCGUUAUUAACUUUCCAUCUCCCAUCAUCCUAUUCUCAUUUCCGCCUUUUCCUUCCGCUCUUCCCUCCAUUCCUAAUAACAUUUCCAAGCAUCUACUCUAUCUCAAUCGACCCAGUAAUCAAAACCCUUGUGACUUCCGACCUUUUAAAAUGUCUCGUCGACACUGGGAAAUCGAUAUCGAACUCUUCGGGAAAACCUGUUAUAAAGAAAUCUGUGUUUGACGUUUCUCUCAACAUCUUUUUGUUCGUUCUACAAACACACCGACAUAACUCGGUAGGUAUGCUUUCAUAUGUACACACUAAAACAGAAUUAAUCUAUCUAUCUAUCUAUCUAUCUAUCUAUCUAUCUAUCUAUCUAUCUAUCUAUCUAUAUAUAUAUACAUAUAUAUAA
This is a messenger RNA of Acanthosepion pharaonis, 1413 nucleotides long. The record is from the annotation of a GenBank genome assembly. Lineage: Eukaryota; Metazoa; Mollusca; Cephalopoda; Sepiida; Sepiidae.